UGGCAACUCUAUGCGAAACUGCUUCCUCUUCCCAAGUAAACCAAAACACCCACUGAGGAAAAGAAAAACCAGGAAUAUUACAAAGACAAGAUGACGUUGCCCGAGUUUUUUGGCUGCACCUUCAUCGCCUUCGGACCGCCCUUCGCCUUGUUCGUCUUCACCAUCGCCAAUGACCCGGUGCGGAUCAUCAUUCUGAUUGCGGCGGCAUUCUUCUGGCUGCUUUCGCUGCUGAUCUCUUCCCUGUGGUAUGCCUUAAUUCCGCUGAAGGAAUUCCUGGCUUUCGGCGUGGUCUUCUCGGUGUGCUUUCAGGAGGGCUUCCGCUACAUCAUCUACAGAAUCCUGCGCAGCACGGAGCAGGGAUUGCAUGCCGUGGCGGAGGACACGAGAGUGACGGACAACAAGCACAUCCUGGCCUAUGUCUCCGGCUUGGGAUUCGGCAUUAUAUCUGGGAUGUUUGCACUGGUCAAUGUGCUGGCUGAUAUGAGUGGUCCCGGCACCAUGGGAUUAAAGGGCGGAACUGAGCUGUUCUUCGUCACCUCGGCUGCCCAGGCUUUGUCGAUUAUCCUGCUGCACACCUUCUGGAGCGUCAUAUUCUUUAACGCAUUCGACACAAACAACUAUAUCCACAUAGGCUAUGUGGUGGGCAGCCACCUGUUUGUUUCCCUGAUAACUUUGCUCAAUGCCAAUGAGCUUUAUACGACCACCCUGCUGAUAAACUACUUGGUCACCAUACUUACGGGAGUCCUGGCGUUCCGGGUGGCUGGAGGAACCUCUCGCAGUUUCAGGAAAUUUAUUACAUGCCAGUAAACAAGCACUUAGUAUUAACAGCCUAGUUAAUAGCUUUUGUAUAACAUUAUUAAACAAAUUACCUUGUAUAUGCUCGAUUAUGGACUUAAAUCCCUAUUACUAAACGGAUUCUUUUAAAAUACAUACAUGUAAGUCAUUGCGACUUCCCCAAUAAAUAUACACAAAUCUAUAUUUAA
Messenger RNA from Drosophila teissieri, 983 nucleotides. RefSeq names its product gamma-secretase subunit Aph-1 (gene aph-1). Gene Ontology annotation, biological process: Notch receptor processing; Notch signaling pathway; positive regulation of catalytic activity. Bases 91 to 807 code for a protein of 238 amino acids. The record is from RefSeq and is a predicted model, not a curated record. Gene Ontology annotation, molecular function: protein-macromolecule adaptor activity. Lineage: Eukaryota; Metazoa; Arthropoda; Insecta; Diptera; Drosophilidae. Gene Ontology annotation, cellular component: gamma-secretase complex; endoplasmic reticulum; membrane. The transcript has 2 exons.